Molecule: messenger RNA, 1628 nt
Organism: Sardina pilchardus (European sardine)
Lineage: Eukaryota; Metazoa; Chordata; Actinopteri; Clupeiformes; Clupeidae
Product: sialic acid-binding Ig-like lectin 10
Exons: 6
Coding region: 1-1074 (357 amino acids)
Source: RefSeq, a predicted model, not a curated record
AUGAUUUUCUUCAAGACCCUCUUCGUCUUUAAUCUCCUGCUAUUAGCAAUAGGGGGGACUCAUUUUGGCAGAGGUGAAAACCCAGUGGUUUUCAAUGGCACUACUAAGACAACCAAGUUGCUUGAGAGAAUAGAGAUCACUGGAAAUCUCUGUCAGAAAAAAUGCACAACUGUCUUCUACAAUGUGAAUAAAACACAUGCAGAUAAAUACUUCUUCAGAAUUGAGAUGAACAGCUUUAAAGCAACGUUCAAAGAGCCAUUUAAUCUGACUGUUGAAGAUACGACAGUGAGUCCACGGAUAUCAGAGUUGUCUGAGGUGUCAGAGGGGACAUCAGUGACUCUGACCUGCACUGCUGCUGCUCCCUGUCCCUCUCAGCCUCCUACCAUCACCUGGUCUCUUCCCACUGGGAACAUAAGCACUCACAUACAGGAUGAGGAGAAUGGCAACAGAUCCCUCACAACUCUACCUCCCCCAGUCUCUCCUGCAGAUGUGGUGGCCUCUGUGAGUCCUUCAGGUCCAGCAGCAGAGGGCAGUAGUGUGACUCUGACCUGUAACAGUGAGGCCAACCCUCCAGUGCAGAACUACACCUGGUUUAGAAAGGACCAGGACACACCUAUAGGAUCUGGACAAACCCUCACCUUCAAUCUCAGCUCCAGUGAUGAAGGACUGUACUACUGCAGGGCAGAACAUCCACAGGGGGGAAAGGACUCUGCUGCUGUGAGACUAGAGAUUAAAGGUAGAUGCUUUAAGAUUGCGUUGUCAGACAGUGACUCUGAAACACCUCUACAAGAUGAGCAGUGCGUCCAACAUAAGGACUCUGGUGUGUGUACAGUUGAGUCUGUCCUCACCAGCGCUUCCAAACCUUCAGAAGACCUACAGGAUCAGAUCCUGUACGGGGAGAUUGAUUUCUCCAAACGCCCCCUCAGGGGCAGCAGUAAGAGGACAGGGCAGAAGCAGGGGCAGGAGCAGGAAUCAGUGUAUGCUGAAGUUCAUCUGUCCGGCACAGACGCCCAGGCCAGGAAUCAGGAAGCACCGGACACCGAGGACCUCUAUGCCCAAGUGAAACGCAAAUAGACAGCCAUUCUUUUCUACUCAUUUCAUUCUCGUAUAAGACAUAUUUGUGAAGUUGUCAUUCCCAUCCCAUCAGUUGUAUUUAUUUAUGUUUGUGCCAGUGUGGCUUCAAUACACCAGAGUUGGUAUUUUUAGCUUGAGAAAAGGUUUAAUUGAGCAUUGAUGAAUGUCGUAAUGUAAAUGUCAAAACACAGAGUCAUCAGUUUAUUCAUUAUUUUAGGCUUAAAAAGGUUGUCCAUAGUGUUUGCAAACUUGUUCAUGUAUUUAAUGUAAUUCAUCAAUCAACUGUAGCUUUCACCUGCAUGUAUUCACAUUGUAUUCUAUUUUUUGGGGCUUUUUAUGCCUUUAAUUGGACAGGACAGUAGAGAGUAUGACAGGAAGCAAGCGGGAGAGAGAGCAGGGGUGGGAUCCGGAAAGGACCACGCAGGCGCCCCAGCCAGUCGCGCCACGGCCUUCACAUUGUAUUCUAUGUACUUCUUGUAUGUCCUCAUAUUGAAAGUAUGAAGUAUAAAACUCCAAUAUCAGAAUAAAGUCUAUGAAUGCCUUUUUGCCAACAG